Sinocyclocheilus grahami is the source of this 1262-nucleotide messenger RNA. RefSeq names its product homeobox protein Mix.1-like. The transcript has 3 exons. Gene Ontology annotation, molecular function: DNA-binding transcription activator activity, RNA polymerase II-specific; DNA binding. The coding region runs from base 276 to 1262 and encodes 328 amino acids. NCBI's taxonomy places the organism in Eukaryota, Metazoa, Chordata, Actinopteri, Cypriniformes, Cyprinidae. Gene Ontology annotation, biological process: endoderm development; hematopoietic progenitor cell differentiation. The record is from RefSeq and is a predicted model, not a curated record.
ACUGAUCUGAGGAGCUGAUCAGGAAAACAUCUCAACCUAACAAUACACGUACAUGGUUUUUCAAGUCAUGUGUAUUCGGGUGGAGAUCCCAUUAAACUCGCACACGAACCUUUUACAGAUGCAAAUAGGCCACGAAUGUCAAACAUUCACACCUGCGUCCUGCCGCCACUCGGCUCGCUUUGAUCACCUCUGCUCUGACGGAAGGCUGGCUGGCUGGCUGGCUGGGUAUUUAAUGCCAUUCCAAGAGAAGUCCGAUCAUUCCAUGCUGAACACCAAUGGCAGUCGUGCAUGGCGACCUUGGGAAUGGACAGUUCCAGCCAUUUCCAGCUGCAGAUUUGGAAAGGAGGACUAACAUGCACACAACAGUUUUUACUCAUUUCUCCUCCGGUUACGCAGCUCAAGACAGGACGAGGUUCCUCGACGGCGCCUCCAGAGCGGACAGCGCGAGCUUGUUUACGCACCGCAGAAAACGCACCAACUUCACGCAGCAGCAGAUUGACGUCCUGGAGAAAGUCUACUUGGACACCAAAUACCCUGAUAUUUAUUUAAGAGAGAAACUUGAGGCACUGACCGGCUUGCCAGAGUCGAGAAUUCAGGUGUGGUUCCAGAACCGACGAGCCAAGUCACGGCGCCAGGUGGGGAUUCCUGUUCCAAAUAAGACCAGUGGAAAUGUCCUGACCCCCAACAGCCUCCUUAUGAACCAGUUUACCACAGAUCAGAAUCACACUGGCCUGGAGACACACAGACUACCAACGGUUGCCACAAGGGACAACUUCAGUCAACAGCUGAUCAACUCUUCAGAUGAGAUCUGCACCAUGAAAGGUGACAUGUACAACCCAACCAUGAUUCCGUGCAUGUUCAGCAGAACCGAGGAGAACCAGAUCAAAACAGAUCACCUGAGUGUCGUAGUGCCAUGCAAUUACACACAGCAGUAUCCGAAGGGACACGGGCAGGUUAUGAACACAAGCCAUGCUGAAUCUACAAUGAAGCAGUUUUUGGUGGAAUAUGAUGACUUCCCUCCAAACAAGACCAUUGGGCCAGAGAUGAAGGUUGUUAUUCCACCUCUCCCAUCACAGAAUAAAUUCAUGUCUUCAUCAUCCCCCAAACACGUUGCCGGUUCUGUCCAAAACAUGCCAGUAAAUGUCCAGCCGGGAAGUUUUGGAAUGUUCUCGCCCGUUAGAGCAAGCGAAGCUGUUGAGUUCUCAGAUUCCGACUCGGAUUGGGAAAGAGAAGCCAUGUCUGGUUUUAAUGGGUUGAUUUAG